AUGGAUGGUCACGGAGUAGACGAUAACCAAGAUCCUCUACCAGGUGCCCAAAAUAAUCCGCCACCAGGUGCCGAUAAUAUUCCGCACCCGCGAAUUAACAAUAACAGGUUGGGCCGACUAGUUAAUAAUAAUGAAGUCGACCAACAACUCAAUAAUAUCACCCGGCAUGCAAAUAUAACAGAUCAAAUGAUCACGUCCCUCGGGGAAAGUAUGACGCUACAUCAAGCGUUAAUGCAAGUCCCGACUUUUGACGGUAAAAAUAUGCCCUUACAAGCGUUUUUACAAGACGUAGAAAAUGGUCUCACAAUUGUACCAGAAAACCUCGAAAAUACUUAUUUUAACGGAGUUAAGUCCAAACUUAAGGACACAGCUAGAGACGCGAUCGCGGAUAAAACAAUUAAUACAAUGAAUACUCUUAGAGACGCGCUUAAGGAAUAUUUUGCCACCAAGAAAACGUAUCCACAAUACUGCGCGGAUAUUCAAGCUAUACGACUUAAACAAAACGAGUCAAUUCUAAGUUACUAUACCCGAAUAAAGAAAAUUCGCGCUAAUGCAGUAACCGCAUUGAACGAAAGCUUUAAUAAUGAUGUCGAGGUAACUGCGAUGAAGAAAAUGCUAGACGGUCUAGCACUCGAGUCAUUUAAACGCGGACUACCAGACGAUUUAAUAUACGGAGUAAGCGUGCAAAAUCCUGGUACUCUCGACGAUGCAUAUAAAAUCGCAUUACGGCUCGAGGAAGACCUGAGAGGUAGCUCUCAUCGUAACUCUAAUUAUUUAGCCUACGCGCAAUCCGAAUCCGCAAAUCUCGAUCUACCGCGUAGAACUCGAACUGUAAGCUUUCAGGACGAAGAACGCCGAAACACAAUACCGUUUAGAUUCGCUCGCGAAGACAAUACUAGAUCUUCUAAUUCAUAUAAUAGAUCUCCGGUUAGAGAUACAACACCACCACGUGAUAAACGCGACUAUCCUGAGCGUAGUAACUCACCUUACCGUCCGCGAAGUCGAUCACCUGGAAAUUAUUAUCCAUAUUAUCCUCCACCGGGUUAUUUCCCUCCAAUGCCAUAUAUACCUCCGAUGCCUUACCAAUACCCACCUCCUGGAGCAUAUCCACCUCCAGCACCUUAUAAUACACCAUACUACCACAAUUAUCCACCACCGGAUAAUAAUCAGAAUAACCCUACUAACAGUAAUCCUAAUUAUUAUAAUAAUCGCAACAACUAUGAUAGUAAUAAUAAUCAGAGGUAUAGCAACAAUGGUUACAAUAAUUACAACAGAAAUAAUUACGGGAAUUACAAUAAUAAUAGUAAUCCACAAAGCCAACAAAACAAUUCGAGACCAAACUCCCCUGCACCUCCUAAGGAGCUUUUAAACUCCAACGCGGUUCGACGGAACGACGCGACGCCGAACAGCGCGAACCCCACGGAAGCGCGUCCACCAACAAUCAGAUUCCUAACAGUCGAAAAUUCAUAA
This is a messenger RNA of Microplitis mediator, 1470 nucleotides long. RefSeq lists its product as uncharacterized. The transcript has a single exon. NCBI's taxonomy places the organism in Eukaryota, Metazoa, Arthropoda, Insecta, Hymenoptera, Braconidae. Bases 1 to 1470 code for a protein of 489 amino acids. The record is from RefSeq and is a predicted model, not a curated record.